Prorocentrum cordatum is the source of this 2101-nucleotide messenger RNA. NCBI's taxonomy places the organism in Eukaryota, Dinophyceae, Prorocentrales, Prorocentraceae. The record is from the annotation of a GenBank genome assembly.
CCGCAGGGCGGCGAGGCGGCGCCGCCGGGCGCGGUCGCUGCGCGGGGCGCGCCCGGCGCGGCGGCCGUGCCCGGCGGGGCCGCACACGGCGGGGGCGGCCUCGGCCAGGGCGGGCGCGGCGCGGGGGAGAGCGGGCAGGCCUCGGAGGAUCGGCAGGCCAGCACGAUCACGGACAUCCUGCAGGCUCUGCAGCAGGAGGGGGACCCCCGGCGGGUCUUCAUGGUCCGCCAGAUCAACACCUUGGGCUUCGAUUCCGAGGAGGCCAUCGCGUCGCACUACUCGCUGUUCGGGCGGGUUGUCAGGGUGCUCGUCGCUCGCUCGAAGGCGAAGCCGUUUCGUAGGGGAGGCGCGACGUCGACCUCGGUGAGGAUCCGCCCAGGCGGCAUCGGGUUUGUCGUCAUGUCGGACGUUGGCAGCGUCAAUCGUAUCUUGAGGGAAGGCAGUGUUCAGACGGUGGCUGGCAAGGACAUACGCGUGGAGAUGUUCGUGCCCUCCGCCCCCAGACCGCCUGGCAGCGGGGCACCAUGGACGCUGGAGGUACCACCUUAGUGGGCGAAUGGCGUGCAGCUGUCAACUGAGCGUACUGGGUUGAGUCAUCACUUGACCUUCUACUUCAGCCGAGGGCGCUAGCAAUGCAAGGCGUCAGCCACUUCUGGCAUGACAUCCGGCCCUGAUCCUUGCAUGGACGCUUGAGGUGCCGCAUUGAGUGGGCGACUUGGCGCGCGGUUGACAGCUGAGAACACUGGGCUGAGUCAUCAUUUGGCCUUCUUUCAGCUCAGAGCGCUCAGCGCUGCAAGGCGCGAACUAGUUCUGCCGUGACACGCAGCCCCUGAUUCCUGAUUCGUGGGGAGGUGGCAGGCGUCUCCCUGACCCCGACCCUACAGGUGAAUAUCGAUCAAUAUCGAUUUCAGGAGUCAGGGGGUGUUCUUCGCUGCUGAUUUAUAAGCGGUCGAGCCAGGUUCCGUGCUCCUGCUUUCUUCGGCUUGUUUGCACAUCUCUUGAUUAUUUGUUCCAAGCUGUGGUUCACAGUCGUGGCAGAUGCGAUUAACAGUUCUCAAUGACUUCGAAGGCGCGGGGCGUCGACAUGGGAAAGAAUUAGCUGUUGACCUCGCCGAGCCGUGCCAAGGAGGCGCACAACUAUAUAUAUACACACAUACGUAUAUUUAUGUAUACCACACAUAUCUGUAUAUAUAAUGUAUACCGAUCCUGAGCUCAGGAUCAGCUGGGCCAGGAUUGGUUGGGCGAUUAGUUGACGUCCUCUGGUUUUUGAUGCCCGACGGAGCCCGCAAACGAGACGUGAGGCACCCCCUCUUGGGCUGCUCGCCCCCGUCGUGGCCUCCCAGACGACUGCGUGGCCAGGCCUCUGGACGGGUUUGUCUCGCUGCUGCAGGGCAGGGGCGACGCACGCUCUCUUCGCAUACGGGCCUCUGGUUGUGCAGACAGGCCCUCGUCGGACCUCUGCAGACGGGGGCUAUGCUGACGUGGUCGCGAGCGCCACGCUAGCGGCGAUGACCCGUGCCUCUGCAGGCAGUGUUGCGCAUGAUUUGCGGUGGCAUGCGAAGGGGAGGGAGUGCCAGAGGGCAGGUGCCCACACGGGACGGAGGUUGAGAAGAGAGCAGGCAAAGCCAGCGACAGUCGUAUUGUGCAUAGUGUCGUCUGUGACUUGGUCAACACGGCGGACGACUUUUUGAACAGUUUGUUUAGAUCCUGGACGCAUGAUCAUACGAUCAUGCUCACGCCGGCAUGCGGCUUAUUUCAAGGUGCUAGAGUCAGGCCGAUCUGGAUUCUACCCCACGACGUAUUUUCACGCGGAUGCGCGGCGGGUUCUGCCGCGUGAGCCUGGUUCCACAUUGUCGUUCCUUGACGAGGGAUUGUACGUUAAAGGCAUCCCCAGUGUUCGGGCCGAAACAGCUUGAAUGCUCGGUCACCGAUAUGCGUGCGGUUUAAUUGCCGCUGUUACCCCUAUUACUGAUUCUAUUGCCGUCACGACGGAUCGUGUUUUUGAAGCGCCCCAAGCCUCAGUCAUUUUGCGCUCUGCCGAAAAAUCGUUUCCGUUGCCGCUUGAUCCCAACUUCAGUCCAUAUCUCCCCCCCAUCCCUGC